AUGGCGCGGGUGGCUUUUCUUCGGGAGUCAACCUCUCGACCUCCUGUCCCAACCGAACCACUGACACCUAAAGAAUGGGCAGCGUUUGGAACGGCUAUUGGCGAGCCACAAGACGAGCAGGUUCCAGAGCACCUUCGCUUCCACAACCCUGCAUGGAAUCUCUCGCUUUUCAGGACCCUUGCUCAGAAACGCUGGGAGGAACAAGGAGGGGAGGGGGAGCUGGAAGAACCGGACCCAAUUGAUACAUCCGCUUAUAGCGAAAGUGAGGACAUAGAUAUGGUCGAUAAGAUGGAUACUACUGUUGACGAGGAGGGUUCAUUCGCAGGGAUUGCAGCUACGAAUAUCUUGCCAGAAGGAAGGAUGAGAAAAAAGGCCAAACUAGACUAUAGCGGUAUGUUCAUGCCGCUCCAUGAACUCGACGAUGAAGACGAUGGGAAGAAGAAGCACAGAUCAUCUGUUAGAGAUAUAAGUGAAGAUCAUACCAGUAACCAGUUGCUCCUGGGAUCUGCUACGCCGCCCGAUUCUUUACCGAAACCACAACAUAAGAGACGAGGGAGACCCCCAAGGAAACCACAACUUACUUCGGAGUUUAUCUCUGAGGUGGACGAUUUGUCUCAGAGCGAGGAUACUCCAGGAGAGUCUGUAUCAUCUAAGGGAGUUCCGUUUCUCGUACGUACGGUGAACGUUCAAAAAGAAAGAAGGAAAGCACUUCUGGAUGCUGGAAACAAGAUGCCCGAAAUAAACUGGCUAAACCGAGACCCGAUACCUAAGAGCGAGCUAUCUGCUAUACCACCGCCAUCAAUCAGCGGCCUGGUCCUGCCUUCAACUGAAAGAAAUAAUGUUACAGGAUAUAAGAAGAGAGUUAGUUUAGCGCCUGGAUUUUCUCAAAGUACACACCGCGCAAUCAUGAAUACAAUCAACCACCCAAUCAAACAAACACCGCCCACAGAGGGAAAGACAACCGAUCAGUUGACAACUUCACUACCGGAACCGUCCCCGCCGCCGAUACGAAAGGCUGGCAGCAGCUCACCUACAUCUAGUGAAUACGAGAGUGUAUCAUCUGAAAGCCAGGAGACGACGUUUCCUUCUGGCCAGUUACGCCUUGCUGACUUACCCCGAGAAAUUGCUGCCACGAUCCCUAAACCUUUAGAAUUCUUCAGUCGACGGGACCAUAUUAGUCCAUUGAUUGGGGGGAAUCUUAGAGCUGUUGUUGUUACCACCUCCGCCGGAAAGCCGAAUGCUCCAAUCCAAACAAAAGGUUAUAUGGCAAUUCAGCCUGCUUGGAAUCCUCAUGCGCCUAGGAAGGCAGGGGAAAACGGGAGCAUGAUGCAGUUAUCUGAAACAUCAACUGACCCGAUUUCGAAAACUCAAAAGAAUUUCCCCCUCUUCGUCGCUCGAAGGCCUCAUCAAUGGGAGUAUUGUGGUCAAUAUAAGGUAGCAGAGGUUGUUAAGCUUAGUGCGUUCGAGAACUGGAUGCACUUAUCAACAGGAGGGAGUAAACUGCUGAGGCAUUGGGGAGAAUCAAUUCUUCAGAAGAGAUUCGAAUGGGCUAAGAAUAUGUUUAUGCAAAAUUGUGGGUGGAAUGAAGAGAAGUGGCGUACUGCGGCAGUUGAGGAUAUCAUGGGCCCCAUUUUAGCGGGGACUGUCCCUAUGCAUUGGGUGCAUUUGCAGUGUGUCGGGUUUGACUUGGAAUUUUACGAGGCCCUCUUGAGGCAAAAAGUGAAAUGCGGUUUAGCCGCUUCACAGAAGAUAAUCCUAUAG
Orbilia oligospora ATCC 24927 is the source of this 1761-nucleotide messenger RNA. RefSeq lists its product as uncharacterized. NCBI's taxonomy places the organism in Eukaryota, Fungi, Ascomycota, Orbiliomycetes, Orbiliales, Orbiliaceae. The record is from RefSeq and is a predicted model, not a curated record. The transcript has a single exon. The coding region runs from base 1 to 1761 and encodes 586 amino acids.